AUGGAUGAAACUCAAUACACUGAUAACGCAUUGCGUAUAAUACAAAAUGCCACCAACUUGUGUAAAGAAAAUUCAAAUACUCAAUUGCUUCCAAUACAUUUACUUGCCGCGUUCAUUCCAACCGAUGACACUGAAGGAUCAACUCCUUACUUGCAAACAUUGAUUCAAAAAGCUAGAUACGAAUGGCCAGCAUUUGAAAGAACUGUCAAUAAACAUUUGGUUAGGUUGCCUAGUCAAAGCCCUCCUCCAGAUGAUGUUAGACCUAGUUAUCAAUUGGGUCAGGUCUUGCAAAACGCCGCCAAGAUUGAGAAACAGCAAAAGGACUACUACAUUGCUCAAGACCAUUUGUUAUUGGCUCUUUUGGAAGACCAAUCGGUUAAGGAUAUCUUCAAAGAAGCUGGAAUCAAAACUGAUGCCAUCAAAACUCAAGCUGUCGAAUUAAGAGGUGAUCAACGAAUUGAUUCUCGUCAAGCUGAUUCAUCUUCCAGUUAUGAGUUUUUGAACAAGUACUGUGAGGACUUCACUGAAAAAGCCAGAGAAGGCAGAAUUGACCCAGUCAUUGGAAGAGAAGAAGAAAUCAGACGGGUUAUUAGAGUCUUGGCUAGAAGAUCCAAAUCAAACUCGGUUCUUGUUGGUGAUGCUGGUGUGGGUAAAACUUCGAUUGUUGAAGGUGUCGCACAAAGAAUUGUUGAUGGCGAUGUACCUAAUAUCUUGUCCAGUGCUCGAUUGUUUUCUCUUGAUAUGGGCGCAUUAACUGCUGGUGCUAAAUAUAAGGGUGAAUUUGAAGAGAGAUUAAAAGGAGUUUUGAAUGACAUCACCAAAUCAAAAGAAUUUAUCAUUUUGUUUAUCGAUGAAAUUCAUACUGUUAUGGGUGAUGGUAAAUCGGACGCAGCUAAUCUCUUGAAGCCAAUGUUGGCCAGAGGUGAAUUACAUUGUAUUGGUGCUACUACUUUUGCCGAAUACCGUAAAUUCAUUGCCAAGGAUGGUGCUUUUGAUAGACGUUUCCAAAAGAUUGAUGUGCCAGCAGCCACUGUCAAUGAAACCAUUGCUAUAUUGAGAGGUUUGCAACCAAGAUAUGAAAUUCAUCACGGGGUUAGAAUCUUGGACAGUGCUUUAGUCACUGCUGCUCAAUUGGCAUCAAGAUAUUUGACCUAUAGAGCCUUGCCCGAUUCAGCAGUUGACUUGGUCGAUGAAAGUGCUGCUGCUGUUGCCGUGGCUAGAGACUCCAAGCCAGAAGAGUUGGACACCCUUGAACGUGAAUUGCAUUUGGUUGAAGUUGAAAUCAAUGCAUUGGAAAGAGAUAAGGAUGCCGAUGCCAACUCAAAGGAGAGAUUGGAAGCUGCAAAAAAGAAAAAAGCCAGCAUUGAAGAACAAAUGGGUCCACUUAGAGAAAGAUUCAAUCAAGAGCGUGCCGGCCACGAUUUACUCAUUGCGGCAAAGAGAAAAUUGGAUGACUUGGAAGUUAAAGCUCAAGAUGCUGAAAGAAGACACGACACUGCCACUGCUGCUGAUUUAAGAUAUUUUGCCAUCCCCGAUGUUGAGAAACAAAUUGAAGAGUUGGAAAUUCGAGUAGCAGAGGAAGAAUCAUCGAAUUUGGAAAGCUUGUUGAAGAAUGCUGUUGGGCCUGAUCAAAUUUGUGAAACUGCUGCUAGAUUAACUGGUAUCCCAGUGACAAAGUUGAGUCAAGCGGAAAAUGCUAAAUUAAUCAACUUGGAAUCAGAAUUGUCGAGUGCUGUUGUGGGUCAAUCAGAGGCCGUCAAAGCGGUUUCCAAUGCCAUUAGAUUAAGAAGAUCGGGCUUGUCCAACCCUAACCAACCGCCAUCAUUCUUAUUCCUUGGUCUUUCGGGUUCAGGUAAAACUGAAUUAGCCAAGAAAUUGGCCGGGUUCCUUUUCGCUGAUGAAAAGGCCUUGAUUAGAAUUGAUUGUUCAGAAUUGGAUAAAUGGUCAACGUCAAAACUUUUGGGUUCAAAUGCCGGGUUUGUUGGUUAUGGAGAGGGAAACAUUCUUGCUGAGCCACUAAUUAGAAGACCAUACUCGGUGGUGCUAUUUGAUGAAGUUGAGAAAGCGGCGCCGGAAGUAUUGACGAUUCUUUUGCAAAUUUUGGAUGAUGGAAGAAUCACUGAUGGUGAGGGAAAGUUAGUCAAUUGUUCCAAUGCCAUAUUCAUCAUGACCUCGAAUUUAGGAGCUCAGUAUAUCAGUGAGUCAAAGGGAAGUAAGAUUGAUGCUGCUACCAAGGAACAUGUCAUGACUGUCGUCAAGUCUCAUUUCAGACCCGAGUUUUUGAAUCGUAUUUCCAAUAUUGUCAUUUUCAAUAGAUUAUCAAGAAAAGCAAUUUCCAAGAUUGUUCACAUUAGAUUGAAUGAAUUGACCAAGAGAUUUGAGGAUAAUGGCAAGAGAAUAACUUUGCACCUUGAUGAUGAUGCCAUGAAUUAUUUAAUCAAGAAUGGGUGGUCUGCCGAUUUAGGUGCUAGACCUUUGAAUCGUUUGAUUCAGAAUGAAAUUUUGAAUAGAUUGGCCGUUUUCAUCUUGAAGGGACAAAUCAAAGAUAAGGAGACAGUUAAUGUUGUUGUUGGUGAAAAGGGGUUGGAGGUUUUACCCAACCACGAAGCUGAAGAUGAAAAUAUGAAUGAUGUUAAUGAUUGGGAAGAUAGUGAAGACGAAGAUGAGGAUGAGGAUGAAAAUGAAGCAUUGGAUUAG
Messenger RNA from Lodderomyces margitis, 2697 nucleotides. It is a transcript of the gene HSP104, whose product is annotated as chaperone ATPase. Gene Ontology annotation, molecular function: ATP hydrolysis activity; ATP binding; transcription factor binding. The transcript has a single exon. The record is from RefSeq and is a predicted model, not a curated record. Gene Ontology annotation, cellular component: cytoplasm; cytosol. Lineage: Eukaryota; Fungi; Ascomycota; Pichiomycetes; Serinales; Debaryomycetaceae. The coding region runs from base 1 to 2697 and encodes 898 amino acids. Gene Ontology annotation, biological process: regulation of DNA-templated transcription; cellular response to heat.